CUAUUUCAUAAAGAAGGAGAGGUUGGAAAAGAGAAAAACCUUCAUUUUGCAAUUUGUAUAAUAGUUACCUGCAAAUUUUUACGCACUUUUGUGGCGCAUAUUUUCAUAAGCUUGUGUAAUUUGGAAGCAGUUUAAGAUUUGAACAGGAAAAGAAGACAGAAAAAAUGCCAAAACGUGGCGGACGUGCAAAUACGAACGGGCCCAGUGGUUCUCGGUUCGUAGCAUUGAAUGAUUUAGUUGACCGGGAUGAGCGUGACCGCGACCGUGAGCGCGAUAACACUCGCAAGGAGCGCAACACACGACGUGUUAGCUUCAAACCAUCGCUUCUCCAAUCAUCCGGUGGUAUUAGAAGACGAAUGGCAGAAAUAGCCAUACGCUCACAUUUGGAGGAUGAUGAUGACAUGAAUGAUAUGCCGGGUACUUCAAAGCCUGACCAUGCUCGGCGAAAAGGUUCACCCAUACCAAGGAAAAGAUUCGGAAAUUUUAUGCAUUUAUCGAAAUCAGCAUUUGGCUGGUACCAGAUUACGAUAAACAAUGGUCAGCGCUACCCGAAGGAGGUACUCGUCAAUGUGCUGCAACAAGCCAUCUUACCCGAGCACCUCGUACCGCUUUACUGGCGUUCUGAAAAGAGUUUUAUUUCAUUUUAUGUCGAUAAUCACAGGAUCGCGGAGCGAUUGGAUGGCCUCGAACGCGCAGUUCAGAUGCCAGACGGCUUUCGGCCGUAUGUGUCGGUGCGUGCCGCCUGUCCGCCGACGCCGAUCAAUGAUCAACUAAAGGCACGCAUGGAAGUAGUCAUGGCAAAGCGGUAUAAUGCCCAGACCAAGGCCCUGGACAUGUCCAGUUUCCAUACAGAUCCUGAUUUCAGAGGCAUGUUUUGCGGCAUCUUCCGCUCGCCGGUCAUGGCUGUUGCCAUUGGUAUAAUGGAAAAGAAUAUACCAGAUUUGGUUGCGUUAAAUUUGAAUAACAACAACAUUUCGUCCAUGGAAGCAUUUAAGAACGCGCACGUACGGCUCCGCAAUUUGCGUAUCCUGUACUUGGCCGACAAUAGGAUUCCCACCGCAACACAUUUAAUUGCGCUACGCCAUGUACCAUUCGUAGAACUGGUAUUGAAAAAUAAUGGACUCUGCAGUCGCUACAAAGAUCAUGCACAAUACGUCAGGGAGAUCCAGCGUAAAUUCCCAAAAUUGAGGAAAUUAGACGGGCAAGACUUGACGCCGAUGAUCCAGUUUGAUGUGGGAGAAGAGGCUGCUGUCAUGCCGGUUGCCAAAGCUUCUUUUCUAUGUGACCCGAAUGGCACAGAAAUUAUACGACAAUUCCUGGAGCAGUACUUCCUGAUAUUCGAUUCGGACAAUCGCCAGCCAUUACUUGAUGCUUACCAUGACCAAGCGAUGCUCUCGCUACUGGUGCCGCCAGCCAGUCAAGUCGGCCGGCUUGAAAAAUAUUGGCGGUACAAUCGCAGUUUACUGCGCCAAAACACCGAUGAUAACACCAGGUUGCGUUUACUUCGAUUCGGCCGCCUCGCUGUCGUGUCGAUGCUCGCCGAGUUGCCGAAAACCAAGCAUUACCCACGCUCUUUCACCGUCGACUUGACUUUGUUCACGCCGAAAAUGAUUGUUUUCACUGUGGCCGGUUUGUUCAAGGACAUUGAUGGGGAUUCUGAAGACUUGCGUUAUUUCCAACGACAGUACAUAAUUGUGCCUGCUGGCAGCGGGUUUUGCAUUCGAAACGAGAUGGUGCUGAUCACAGUAGCCACACAAUCCCAAGUACGAUUCUUCAAGAAAUCAAUCGAGCCUACUGCCACUGCACAAGUAAAUAAUGAAGCAGCCAUACAAAGUUCGGGGCUGUCUAGUAGCCUACAAAGCAGAUUGCAAAUCAAUCAGCCUAGCACUUCAGCUGUCGCUGCUGCCACACUACAAUCGACACAGGUAGGCGUUGAUGAGACAACGAAAAUUCAGAUGGUACAAACGCUGAGCGCACAAAGCAACAUGAACAUUGAGUGGAGCAAAAAAUGUCUGGAGGAGACCAAUUGGGAUUACAAUCAUGCUGCUUUUGUGUUUGAUAAACUCCACAAAGAAAAUAAAAUACCACCUGAGGCCUUUGUUAAAUAGGCGACAGGUUAGCAAUUAAUGCUGUGUUUUAGUUAAAUGUCUACGCCCAUGGCUUUCUCGUGAAUGUUUAAUAAGUUUAGUUAAUAUCUUAACCCGAGUGAAGGAAAUAUUGUUUGAUGAAUGUAUUGAAGCAAUUCCUAAUUAUGAUUUUGUAGCAAUAAAAUUAAAUGUUUUUAUAGAAAUAAUAAGAUAAAAAUAAUAUAGCUAAACCGAUAAUGCUUCGCUUGAAAUUUUUCUUACAUAGUCUUGUAGGAAUUAAUGUAAAUAGUUUUAAUUUAUAUGUUUAUAUUCAAUGAAAUCCUUGAGACAGGCUCCAAAAUAUAUCAAUGAAAUAUACGCAUCUAAAGGAUUCAAA
This is a messenger RNA of Anastrepha obliqua, 2463 nucleotides long. RefSeq names its product nuclear RNA export factor 1 (gene sbr). Gene Ontology annotation, molecular function: RNA binding; protein binding. Gene Ontology annotation, biological process: poly(A)+ mRNA export from nucleus. Gene Ontology annotation, cellular component: nucleus; cytoplasm. The record is from RefSeq and is a predicted model, not a curated record. Lineage: Eukaryota; Metazoa; Arthropoda; Insecta; Diptera; Tephritidae. The transcript has 11 exons. The coding region runs from base 165 to 2108 and encodes 647 amino acids.